Messenger RNA from Darwinula stevensoni, 2231 nucleotides. The record is from the annotation of a GenBank genome assembly. NCBI's taxonomy places the organism in Eukaryota, Metazoa, Arthropoda, Ostracoda, Podocopida, Darwinulidae.
AUGCGAGCGGCGGCGUGGACAGUGUUGCCGGCCGAAGGCGGAGGUCGCCGGAUCUGGCAUCCUGCACGUUUCUUUUUUUGCCGAGUCCCCAUCUCCGCGCAGUCUGAGGAAGGUCGUGAUCGCGAGAGGGUGAUCGAGUGCCUCGCCGCAGUCGCAUGGGAGGCGAACCAGCCCCUCCGCAUCGAGACGGUCACGGUCGCGCCUCCCAAGGCCCACGAGGUCCGGGUGAAAAUCCACUCGACGGGCGUGUGCCACACGGACGCGUCGACCUUGUGGGGCCGCGACCCCGAGGGACCCGGGGGACUGUUCCCGACGAUCUUGGGUCACGAGGGCGCUGGCGUCGUCGAGAGCGUCGGAGACGGCGUCACCAACGUCAAACCGGGAGACCACGUGAUUCCACUAUGGCUCCCUCAAUGCGGCCGCUGCCGCGCCUGCGGGAAGACGAACUUGUGCGAGAACGUCUGGAAGAUGAUGGGGAAGGGGUGCCUCCUGGACGGCACGUCGCGGUUCGCCUGCGGGGGGAGGACGCUCUACCACUACAUGGGGACCUCCACCUUCUCGGGGUACACAGUGCUUCCUGACGUCUCCGUCGUCAAGGUGGGGGCGGUGUUCUGUCCGGGUUUUGCGCUGGAUAUUGUUUCUGAUGCACUUCCGAUUAGCCCAUCGGCUCGCCUAGAUCGAGCCUGUCUUCUGGGCUGCGGGAUCCCGACGGGGUACGGCUCGGCCCUCAACACGGCGAAGGUGGUCGAGGGCUCCUCGGUGGCCGUGUGGGGACUGGGCACCAUCGGCCUCGCCGCCGUCAUGGGGGCCAGGAAGGCCAAGGCCAAACGCAUCAUCGGCGUCGACAUCAACCCGAACAAAUUCCAAAUCGGGAAGAAAUUCGGCUGCACGGAAUUCGUGAACCCGAAUGACCACGGGGACCGUCCGAUCCAGGAUGUCCUGGCCGAUAUGACCGACGGCGGACUGGACUUCACCUUCGAAUGCAUCGGCAAUAUUCACACCAUGGCAAGUCUUCCCAGAAGGAGGGCUGCCCUGGAGUCGCUGCAGAAGGGAUGGGGAGUGUCCACGAUCGUCGGAGUGGCCGGGAGAGGACUGGAGGUCUCUUUCCCCCCUUUCCAGCUCCUCUUGGGACGCAAGUGGACCGGUUCCUUCUUCGGAGAUUACCGGGGAGAUGACCUUCCGGGACUGGUAGAAGAAUACCUGAAAGGGGAACUCAUGGUGGACGAAUUCGUGACGCAGGAACUCCAAUUGGACGACAUCAACAAGGCCUUCGAUUCCCUUCGCGAAGGCAGAGGGCUUCGCUCGGUCGUGACAUUUUGAAGGAGGCUAAAACCAUAUUUCGGGUUGAUGACGAAAGCGAAAAUGCUCAUUUUUAUGAAUCUAGUUUAUAGUCGCUAUUUGUGCGCUUGUGUUCGUGUUUCUCUCCAAUGUUUUUUUUUUGGUUUUUCAGUACCCUUCAUUGCUCUAAUAUGCGAGCGUCAUAAUCAGCGUUGAAGUCUAGCGAAAGUGUAGCAAUUCUGUAUGCUAGUGAUGUCAUUAGCAGAGUGUACCUCUACGAAGUUAAAGCUUUUAGCUAUCCUGAUGUGGGACUAACGACUUGUUAUCGUGUAUGAAUGCAAUUGCAUUUACUUUCCAAAAGUUUUCCCCCAAUUUUUCAUCUUUUUUCUUCAAAUGAGAAAGGCUUGUCACCACGGACAAUUCAUGUACGCCCGCUGGAAACGAACAAAAAGAUAGUGACGAUAGGCCUCCAAACGAAAGAUAGGCCUCCGACGGCAUAGUGAGGAAGUGAAGAGCUGUUUUCCCGCGAAGAUGAGAUCAAACCGAGGACGAUCAUCGCCCAGUCGCCCUUCCAAGGAGACCACGAAGGAAACUUGCAUUGCCACAGAGAAGUGAAGGACGGACGACUGGUAAAGCAAGAGGUCUUAGGAAUCUCGAAGGGAAUUUUACAAGCCUUGAUUCACAGAAAGCGUCGACAAUGGAAGAUCUAUGUCCGCCGGAUUCCCGCGAACGCCGUCCUUGAUUCAACGUGGGGACACGGUGAGAAUGAGAGAAUUUCGACCGAUUCGACAUAGAACCGUUCGUUGAAUGAGGCAAUGUCGGCUGAGGCAAGGAAGUCUGGGGCGUGCACGUGUCGAUCGGGUAUGUGAAUGUCAUAGGACACUUGGGACAUGGCGUUGUUGGGCAGAAACAUGUCCGACGGGAAUGUGUGCGGCAUUGAGGUGCGGGGUGUA